UGCCACCUGUCAGUGUCCAUCAGUGCCAGCAGUCAGUGCUCAUCAGUGCCACCUGCCAGUGCCCAUCAGUGCCACAUCAAUGCCACAUAUCAGUGCAUACCAAUGCACAUCAAUGCCACAUAUCAAUGCCCAUCUGAGCUGCCUUUCAAUGUCACCCAUCAGUGCCAGUCAGUGUCACCUAUCAAUGCCAAACAGUGCCACCUAUCAGUGCUGCCAAUCAGUGCCACCUAUCAGUGCCAGUCAGUGUCACCUAUCAGUGCGCAUCAUCAGUGCCACCUAUCAGUGCCAGUCAGUGCUGCCUAUCAGU
This is a messenger RNA of Staurois parvus, 307 nucleotides long. Lineage: Eukaryota; Metazoa; Chordata; Amphibia; Anura; Ranidae. The record is from the annotation of a GenBank genome assembly.